Molecule: messenger RNA, 5173 nt
Organism: Cherax quadricarinatus
Lineage: Eukaryota; Metazoa; Arthropoda; Malacostraca; Decapoda; Parastacidae
Source: RefSeq, a predicted model, not a curated record
CAGUCUUGAUGCCGGUGCAACAUGUAUAGCUGUCAGAGUGGAUCUUGGCAUAUUAGAAUUCAGAUUGUUGACAAUGGCGAUGGAGUACAUCAUGGAGAUCUCAAGUAUUUGGGAACUAGGCAUGCAACCAGCAAGUGUCAUAGUCUGGUUGAUCUUAAUAGUAGUCUAUCAUAUUAUGGGUUCCGAGGAGAAGCACUGGCAAGCAUCGUUGAUAUGGCAGCCAUUGUUGAUGUCACUACUAAACCCCGGGGUUCUACAAAAACUUACACAAAACUCUUCACGUAUGGGACAGAAAAAUCAGUUAGUAUAGCUGAGACUCCGAGACCAAGUACAGGUACCACUUUAACAGUUCAGGACUUUAUGUAUAACAUGCCAGUUAGAAGAAAAAUAAUUAAAGAAGCUAUCGAUAUUGAAAGCAUAAGAAAACGCUUGGAAAGCUUUGCUUUAAUGCACCCCAAAGUCUCAUUCAGCUUGAGAAAUGAUAAGGCUAGAACAGUGAUUAUGCAGACCUCCAAGAGUAGUGGUACAAUGUCAACAUUUUUGCAGCUCUUUGGCUCAGAAAAAGCACGGGCACUUGGUGAAAUAAUGCAUACAGUUGACCAAUUUACAGUCUCAGGCUAUAUAAGCACACAACCACAUUUGACAAAGGCUCUCCAGUUUGUCUAUGUUAAUAAAAGGGUUGUGCUAAAGACCAAGAUACAUAAAAUGCUUAAUUGGUUACUUGCUAGAAGUUCUAUCAUUAGUACUAGACUCCAUCCAAGUAGUUCAGGCUCGGGAAAAAAUCCUUCAAGUCCAGCAAAAGGUAUGAAUCUUUAUGGGAUAUUUGUGAUCAAUAUUGAAUGCCCUUACAGCGAGUAUGAUAUAUGUCUCGAGCCAACCAAAACUCUAGUAGAAUUCAAGGACUGGGAUAAACUAUUACUUUGUGUUGAGGAGACUGUAAUCAAAUUCAUCCAAGAAGAAAACUUGACAAUUUCAAUUGAUGAAAGGUAUCGGAGAUCUGGUAAAGACCAAGAAGUUGACGAAGAAGGAAGCUUGCCCAUGACCCAAAGUAGUCCCUCCCUCCUUGAUAUGUUUAGCCUCAAAAGGUGUGGAGGAGAAAGCAAUGUAACAGGAGGAGUGUGUCAAGAAAAAUAUGGACAAAAUUUAUGUACCCAGGACAACUUAUUAGCUAUUCACAGCCUUCCAGUCAAAAGAGCUAAGAAAAAUUAUGACGUUGAAAUGUUUGAUAAAACUGAUACCAAUGAACACAAUAAAGACUUCAUUGAUAAACAUAAAAAUGCAAAACAAGGUAACACAUUUUCCAAUAAUAAUAAUAGUGGGAAAAAUAUAAUUGAUCAAGUUGUACAUGUAGAUCACAGUUCACCACAACCCCCAAGCUACAUAUCUGAAUCAGAGUAUUCAUCAUUGAAUAUAAGCACUAUUAGUAAUAGUAAUUGCAAAGAUAUUCCAGAAUCAGAAAAUACCAAUACAGUUGGAAUGGCCAGCACUUUAGAGGAGUUUAAAAAUUUUAUAGACAACAGUAAUUUUGAAAGUACUGAAUUGCUAAGAAGGGAAUGUACCUCAAGUCUGCAUCAAGAUGAUAAAAAUACAAAAAUGCAAUUGCUAAAAAAGACUUCAGAUAUUCCUGAGAAUCAGGAAUGUGAAAAUAAACCAAAGGAUGAUUUCACUGAUAAUAUGAGUUCCUUAGAAGAAUUCAUGAAUUUCUAUAAUGCUGAUAAAAAGAACAGUGAACUUGAAUUAUACAGGACUCCUAAGCAAGCCAUGAGACAUACGCCUUCAUCACCACCACCAUUAAAACUCACAAGAAGUUCUCUUUCUGCUUUUGAGAAAAUGGAAGAUAAUUCAUGCUUUACUUCUAAUUUAGGGUCAGAUGUUACACAAAAGAAUAGAAAAUCACUUAGUGAAACUCUGAGUAACCAAUUUAAAAAACACCAAACAAAAACCAAGGCAAUCCAAACUCUCCAAAAUUUUGGUUACCAGAAAACAAGUGUAAUACAGCAUAUGUCUGUGAAUAAAAUCAAAUUACCUCAGCAGAAAGAUAAUGGCAAGAGGUGUGAUAACAUUCAACUUGCUGUACCACUUCAGAGAGAAGCUGAGGUUAAUGUGCUGGCAGCUGAAGUCAUGCAAAACAAAAAAAUUAACGAAGAUAAUAUUAAAGACCACAAUAAUAGCUUCAGGUUUCAGCCAGUUACUUCAAAGAACAAUAAACUAGAGAAUAACAAGGAGUAUUUAUUGAGUGAAGAAGGUUGCAGGGAAAAUCUGUUGACACAUGUCAGUUUUUCUUGUGGUAGCAAAUCUAAAAGACAGGAUUUUCCUUCAAGCAUUAGGAUAGAUCCCUGUGUGUCUCAUUUACAUUCUGAUGAUUAUUGUUGUAAUGAAUUGGUUCAUAAGAUAAAUCUAGAAAGAAGUGAGGUCCUCCCUAAUACAAAAAACAUUAUUACAUGCUCUGAAGUUAUUCCUAAUUCCACCUUAGAGCAACAAGACAGAUGCCUAAUUAGUGAGAGUGUAAUAGCCUUUGAAAAUGAGAAAUCACAUUGCCAGGUAAUCAAUGAACAAACCUCUCAGAGUCACGUAGAAAAUGAAAGUGGAGACAUUGAAAGAUGUGAUCCAGUAAGACCCAGUAGUAAAACCUUUACACCACUGGAUACUUUAAAAAACAAUGGCACUCUUAGUAAAAAUUUAACACUAUGUGAGAGACGACUAGAGAACAGAAUACUUCCGUUAGAAAAAGAUACGGAGCAUGACCCACAUUUAUGUAACGUGUCAUCUUUGUUCCAUGUAAGGGAAAAAAAUUUAGUAGAAAGUUGUCAAAGAUUUAGGUCAAAAGCUAAUAUAACUGAAUUUAGCAGCAGUGAAAGAGAGACUGAUAAGACUGACUGCUCACUUUCUUGUAAUAUUAUAUCUUCUGCUUCUCAGCCUUCUCAGUUUGAAAAUUUCUCUUGUAAUAAUGAAGUUGUGCAGGAUAUUAAUGACACUUCUAUUCAAGAAUCUCAAGGUUUUACACUUCCAGAUUUAAAUCCAAAUUUACAAAAUGAGAAAGUAUACAGCAGUUUGAGUUGUGGAACCCAAGAAGAAAAUACCAGUGCUGCUAUACAGAGCUCUGAAGGUUUUAUACUCCCAGAUUUAAGUGAUCCUUUAUGUUGUGACAGUUCAAUAACAGCAACUCAUGAUACUCUUGAUAAAUCUCCAGAAAAAAAUCUUGUUAUUUCUCAAAAAACAAAUGAUGCUUUGGGAAGUGCACAUUCUACAGCUGCUGAUGAGAAUGGAAGCAGUACUCACAAAGAAUCUGACCAGAUGCAUAUUUUACACCAAGGGCAUAAAGAAGAAAAACAUGAGAGUGCAAAUCAUUGUGAUAUCAAAUCACAACCUAUUAGGGAUAACUGCAGCAUAAAGCUUUUACUUGAAAAUAGCAUUCACAAUCAGAUUUCACAAAAUUGUGAUGAUAAAUUUGAAAAGGAGGAACAGCUACCAUUAUGUUCAUUUGAUAUACAGCACAAUACCAUAAACAUCUCAGAGAGUAGCAACAACCUAGCUGUUGUGGAAGGCAACUCCUCAUUUUCCAAACUGACAAAUCCACUCUCUGAAUCACUUCAUUUCUCUCAACUCACACUUCCAGAAGAUUUGUCAGAGAGUCAGUCAGUAUGUCAGGGAACAUCCAGUAUCAGCACCUGUGACUUAGAGAAUAUUGAAUCUGCUGGUCUUGCUCUAGACAGCCUGUCUUCUUCAAGUGAAGGGAUACAGAAAAAGCAACAUGUAUCAUCAUGUGAAAUAACUUUUCAUGGUAAAAUGAUUCAUAUUAGAGGAGGAAAUGGAAAGCUAAAUGUAGAAAAGGCUUAUGAGGAUUUACAGUGUACAGGAUCAUUAGAAACAACUUCAGGUAAUUUGAAGGUAAGUAUGAAAAGUCCUAAUUCGAGCUGUGGACUUCUUAAUAAUAAAGCUGAAGAAAAUAGAAUUAAUGACAAAGAUAAAUCUGUGACUGUAAAUUAUGAAAAUAAUAAUAAUAAUACUAGGACACUAUGUUCUUUAAUAGAAAAUACUAAUGACAAGUCAGAUAGUGCCCAAGAUGAUAACAGCCAACAAGAUGACAGUGCAGGUAAUAAGUGGAAGGAAGUGUGUGAUACAAAUGGAAGGAAAGUUUACGUUCAUCUUCAAACAGGAAAUACAUCAUAUGACCCACCACCACAGGUACAUUGUCCAGAGUGGACAAGUAGUCAGCCUCUUGGAGGUCCUCUUCUCAAGGUGCCAUUGACACAUGAACCUUGGCACAAUCCAUUAGGAAAGACUACAGCAGAUGGGCAGGCUUUUACUCUUAGCCAUGGGUUUAGUGCUUUUAUAUCAUGGAAAAAAAAUAGGGAUCUUGAAAAAAAGUUGGAUUUGAGUAAACAAGAUAAAUAUUCUACUAGGUCAAGUUUUAAUUCAAUAAAGAAUACAGAUAACAUAGAGAGUAGUAUUAAAGUAAAGGACAGUGACAAACUUACUGAUAUGAGUGAAGAUGACUUGCUUAUGAGCACUGAAGUGCAAGAAGCAGUAACCUCGCUACUCAAAGACUGUGAAACCGACGAAGACACAAUCAAGUGGUCAAGUAAACCAACAGAUAUCCACCAAGACCAUUCAGAACCAUCCAAAGUAGCACAGGUUUGCCAAAUGUGGGAAGCUCCGAAGUUUGCAAUGGAUGCUGAUGUACUAACCUCAGAAGUUCAGACAACAAGAGGAGCAAUAACCAACGCUGGGGCAGUGGUCAGAGUGUACAACAUUGUCCACCCUUACAAGUUUUCCAGAGAAAUGCUUCAGUCUUGUAAGGUAAAUAUACAGUAUUACUAAUUCAGAAGGUAGUUUCAUUGAAUGUAAUGAGUAAGGUCAGGAUGCAUUAAUGGUAAACAGCAUUUCCUGAAGGAAGAAAUACAAAUACACAUGUGUCAAAUUACUAAUGUUGAAAUGAUGUGAAAAAUAUUGACUUUUGUCAAUAUGAAAUUGUGUUUGUACAUGUGUACACUUGUGUACUCUACUGUAAUUACCUAUUUGAGUUUGCAAGAGUUUCACUCUAGUUUUUAGUCACUCUUCUUAAUUUUUGAUCGACUAACAUGAAAUGGCCCUGUCAUAUCUAUUUUUGACCCCCCUCUAUGGAGCUUGCUCACACAUUUAUUGCUCAGUUCAUUUCACUUCUUUACUAAUU